AUGACGAGGCCUAUGGUGCUUGCCUUUCUUUUACUAGUACUCAUAAUCACAUCCCAAUUUGAAUGGAAACAGCAGCUUGUGAAUGACAUCGAUACAAGUCAGAGAACUUUGGGAAAGGAACAACAUACUAUGAAGAAAGAGGAAAUUGUUAAAGAAAAGGUAAGUCUCCAUAUCCACUGCUCCUUGUAUGUGAAACUGUGAUGCCAGUCUCUGGGAGUUUCUAUCUACAAAGUUGAUGAAUGCAUGCUUCAGAUCGACACCAUCAACUAGUCCUCCUAGACAGCAUCACAAUUGAGACUCCCUGACAUCAUCCAUGAAAUUCUCGCUAACAUCAAAGUCAAUGAUUCAACAUUUUACAUUAUAAAAAUACCAAAGUUGAAUCACUAACCAGGGACAGUGUAAAGAUUUUGAAUGCAUGCUUCAUAUGGGCACCAUCGCCUAGUCUUCCUAGACAGCAUUACAAGAGAGACUUCCAGAACAUGAAAUUCUCCCUAAAAUCAAUGUCGAUCAUUCUACAUUUUACUUUAUAAAAAUACCAAAGUUGGAUAACAAUCCAGGGAGAGUUUAAAUAUUUUCAUCUCACUUUGGUGUUGUUGGCUGAGACCAUCUUCGGUCCAACCGGUUUUCCUUAUUGAAGAACCUUCAUUAGAUUCCUAACUGCACAGUUUUAGCAACAGCCUCACAUUCUUCUUUAUUCCAGUUUCGCUGAUGCAUGCAAUAUCAUACAGCGUGAUGUGAUUCUUCGAUAAUGCUUUAAACACAAAGUCAUCUCCCUUGUUUAUUACCGGAGUGGACGUUUUUCUUUUUCCGAAUGACCCAGGAACACGGCAAAACAUUUACUUUUCCAGAACACGAUCUAUGGAGUAAAUAUCUCUUUCGUCUCAAAAGAGUUUAUCUUCAUACUUAUGCCUACUCCUGUAUUUCAUCCCCACUCGUUGAACUUGAUGGUUGACCCCCAAGAAUCCCGUUGAAUUUUUUUCUCUUCUUUAAGAACAAUUAUGACGAGAACCCAUGUUUUCGGGUUUUUAUUUCAGAUAUAUAUAUAUAUAUAUAUGUAUCUGGCCAUCGAUUUUUCCCCUCCUCACAAUCUUUAUGGAUGCUUCGAAAAAAAAUUCAUUUUGAUUGGGUCGAUCAUCUCUCCACCUGUAUCGCAGAUAAUCUUGUCGCAAGAGAAGAUGAUCCGACGGCUAGAUAAACUCGUCCACAGCCUCCAGCAGCAGCUGCUGCAAUGCCAGAGCGUUGACAACACCUCGGAAAAUUACAACAGCAACCCCUCAACGCUGAACACUUUGGAGGUCGAACCGCAGCGAACUCUGAACGGCUGA
This is a messenger RNA of Spirodela intermedia, 1325 nucleotides long. NCBI's taxonomy places the organism in Eukaryota, Viridiplantae, Streptophyta, Magnoliopsida, Alismatales, Araceae. The record is from the annotation of a GenBank genome assembly.